Pyrenophora tritici-repentis Pt-1C-BFP is the source of this 1236-nucleotide messenger RNA. Lineage: Eukaryota; Fungi; Ascomycota; Dothideomycetes; Pleosporales; Pleosporaceae. The record is from RefSeq and is a predicted model, not a curated record.
AUGGUUUCGCGUCGCAACAGAACCUUGGUGUCCUUGGCGAUAUUUGUUGCAGUGUUGGCGUGGAAUGUGGCUGCUGCAGCUGUCAAGGGCGAGACGGGAGUGUCAGUGGAGGACUUGACUACCCAUCAAAUAGAGGAGCAAUUACAGGAAUGUCCUCUGGUGCAAGCUCUCAAUCAGCACAAGGUAGCCUCGAGUCCGACAACAUCGUCUGUCGCCUCCCAAAUCUUCGCUUUCCUCUUCCCCGGCAGUCCUGCAGUCAAUUCCUUGUUGGCGACGCUCUACAUAUCCGGCCCACCAAACUUCCUCCUCGCACUAUGCCCGCCCAACAUCGACCCGUCCUCGCUGUCUGUCAUGGUAGCAUUCGCUGUCGGGGGUCUGCUAGGUGACACGCUUUUCCAUCUGCUACCAGAGAUCUUCUUGGGCGAGGACGAACACGAUUCGGUCAAAUUUGUUAUGGUGGAGCCCAACAAGAAUCUAUUGCUAGGCGUGGCCAUCAUGGUGGGCUUUGUCACGUUUGUGGCCAUGGACAAGGGGUUGCGCAUUGCGACUGGAGGCCAAGGCGGCCACGAUCACUCCCAUGGACAUUCGCACGAGAAGGUCGAAGCAACUGCGAAGGCGACAGGCAUCGGCACAAAGGACUCGAAAGAUACGCUUCGCGCCAGGAAGUCUGGUGCAAACGCUACAUCGGCCACCGCAGACGCACCAACCGAGAAGGAGAUCAACGCCAGCGUUAAACUUGGUGGCUACCUCAACCUUAUCGCCGACUUCACUCACAACAUCACCGACGGGCUCGCGCUCAGUUCUUCCUUUUACGCCUCACCCACAAUCGGAGCUACAACUACUGUGGCUGUGUUCUUUCACGAAAUCCCUCACGAGGUGGGCGAUUUUGCUCUCCUAAUACAGUCGGGCUUUAGUAAGCGCGCAGCUAUGGGCGCGCAAUUUGUCACAGCUGUCGGCGCUUUUCUAGGCACAUGCAUUGGCAUCGCUAUCCAAGAAUUCGGCGGAAACUCCGCGUCAGCCGGCGCCCACGGCCCUGGAAUUAUGGGUACCAGUCUGCAAUGGGGUGACAUGUUGCUCCCAUUCACCGCUGGCACGUUUCUGUAUGUCGGAACAGUUGCUGUCAUACCAGAACUACUUGAGACCGGCCCGAACAAGGGUCAAGAACUGAGAAAGACCCUGAUGCAGUUCAGCGCCAUGUUCACUGGUGCCGGCAUCAUGUUUAUCUCAUGGCACUGA